Messenger RNA from Delphinapterus leucas (beluga whale), 2182 nucleotides. Lineage: Eukaryota; Metazoa; Chordata; Mammalia; Artiodactyla; Monodontidae. The record is from RefSeq and is a predicted model, not a curated record.
UGGGAUAUUACACAAUUUUGGUAGCAUUCAGUCAAAUUUCUCUUCAAAAACAUGUAAUUUGUAUAUAAUAGCAUGUGAGAACAUGUUCCUGUAGUGUGGACUCUUCCUGUUGAAUAGCGUUUUGGUAAGAAUUCUGUUAAACUCUUUUUCAAAAAACUUUGUGCCAGUUUAUAUACAAUAGUAUAUGAGAGUGGGUGUUUCUGAACUGUGGGCUUUCCUAAAUGGACAGCUUUUGGGGGUCAUUUUGGGCAUGCGCAUUUCCCAAAUCAAAAGCAGUGACUGUUUCAGGCUUCCUGUAGUCGGUGUAGGAUCUCAGGCUGUGAUUGGUGUGGACACGUGUAUCAGAAAUGGCGUUUGCUGUGGACUCCCAGUGCAGAAGUGGCCCUGGGCAUCUCAUUAGAUGCUGGCGUUUCUAAUUGUGUGCUAAGCCCUGUGCUACAUGCGGAAGAUUUAGACCCGAGUCAAACAGCCCCUGCCCUCACCUCCAGGAGCUCAAGACACCUUACCAAGGGCCUCCCCUCGGGGCGGGGGCAUCGGGGCUCUUUCUGCCGUCCACCUCUCUCUAAGGCAGAUCGGGAGCGGUGCCGAGAAAAAUUUCCUUACUAGAUGACAUUUCAUCGCAAUGUCCGAUCGUUUGGGGCAAAUAACCAAGGGCAAGGAUGGGAAAAGCAAGUAUUCGACUUUCAGCCUGUUUGAUAAGUAUAAAGGAAAAUCAGUAGACUCGAUCAGAUCCUCAGUUAUUCCUAGACAUGGCUUACAGAGUCUUGGGAAAGUUGCCACAGCCCGGCGUAUGCCACCGCCUGCAAACCUGCCAAGCUUGAAGUCUGAAAACAAAGGAAACGACCCCAACAUCGUUAUAGUACCCAAGGACGGGACGGGAUGGGCAAACAAGCAGGAUCAGCAAGACCCAAAGAGUUCCAGUGCGACGGCCUCUCAGCCGCCGGAGUUGCUGCCGCAGCCGGGUUUGCAGAAAUCUGUCUCCAAUUUGCAGAAACCGACACAGUCGAUCAGUCAGGAGAAUACAAAUUCAGCGCCAGGUGGACCAAAGUCAUGGGCACAGCUGAAUGGAAAGCCAGCAGGACACGAAGGUGGUUUAAGGGCCUCAAGCCGACUAUUAUCCUUCUCUCCCGAGGAAUUUCCGACGCUGAAAGCAGCUGGAGGGCAGGACAAGGCUGGCAAAGAAAAGGGCGUCUUAGAUCUGUCGUAUGGGCCAGGACCAAGCCUCCGCCCUCAGAAUGUGACAAGCUGGAGGGAGGGCGGUGGGCGAAACAUAAUUUCUGCCACGUCUCUGAGCGCCUCCCCAACUGAGCUGGGCAGCAGGAACUCGAGUGCGGGAGACGGAGCCCCCUCCUCGUCAUGUACCAGCGAUUCUAAGGACCCCUCUCUCCGCCCGGCUCAGCCUGUCCGAAAAGGGGCUUCACAGUUCAUGGGGAAUGUAUACCACCCACCUACAUACCAUGACAUGCUUCCUGCUUUUAUGUGUUCGCCACAGUCAUCAGAGAACCAGGGUACAGUGGAACGAGGAUCUUUUCCCCUUCCCCAGCUCCGCCUUGAACCCCGUGUUCCUUUUAGACAGUUCCAGAUGAAUGACCAAGACGGAAAAGAAAACAGGCUGGGAAUGACUCGCCCGAUCCGUCCACUGAGGCAGCUGGUGGAACGGGCGCCGAGACCCACCAUCAUCAACGCGGAGAACCUGCGGGGCCUUGACGACCUGGACACCGAUGCUGAUGACGGCUGGGCAGGCCUCCACGAAGAAGUGGACUACUCGGAGAAGUUGAAGUUCAGCGAUGAUGAGGAGGAGGAGGAAGCUGUGAAGGACGGCAGGCCAAAGCGGAACAGUUGGGACCCCAGGAGGCAGCGGCAAUUGUCAGUGAGCUCUGCAGACAGCGCUGAUGCCAAGCGCACCCAAGAGGAAGGAAAGGACUGGGGCGAAACAGGAGGCAGAACCCGUGUCGUCCGGAAGGUGCCAGAACCUCAGCCGCCUUCUAGGAAGCUUCACAGCUGGGUGUCAGGCCCUGACUACCAGGUACCGUGGGCACUGCAGGGGUUCUGUGCCUGUGAUUAGCUGGGACACACACACACGUGUGCACACACACACACACAUACACACACACACGAGCCCUUUCAAGUUCAUUUGACCGGAGAUACACACACACACACACACACACGUGCCCUUUCAAGU